This is a messenger RNA of Tuber aestivum (summer truffle), 772 nucleotides long. NCBI's taxonomy places the organism in Eukaryota, Fungi, Ascomycota, Pezizomycetes, Pezizales, Tuberaceae. The record is from the annotation of a GenBank genome assembly.
AUGUUCCCCUCUGCUCCUGGUAACCCGCCUGAAUUUCCGCCCAAGAGACUACGGUAGCUCGGAGUCUAGUUCCCGCUAAACCCCUUCCGCUUGUCUCUGCUGCCCACAAUUCUUCAUGCGAAAACUAAAUUUAUUUCUUCUCGUGCGAUAUCCAUAGCCACCCGCCGAAUGUAUAAGGAUCCACCUAGCCGUGUGAAAUUUUCCGGAAAUGGUUUUGAUAAUUCUCCGGUUAGGAGCCCAUCGCCCCUCCAGGAUUAGGGGAGAGUGAAGCUGAUGGGUUCAUGCAUUUUUACAGCCUCCUAGCGCGUCACGGGGAACAGCUAGCGUCUGUGGUGGACUGGGAUUUGAGGGAGGAAUGGAUUGAGGGUCCAUGCCGGGACAUGUUUGUUUAGGGCAAUGCGUUGAAUGGGGAGAGUCCGUUCGCAAAGUUGCUCAAUGUGCACCAUGCACUGAUUCGAUCUGCUCUCCAUAGCGAAGAUGGCGUUUACAACCAUCAGGCAAGAAGCAUGACGUUUCAGGAAUUGUGAGAGCAUGGCGGAAUAGCCUCCAAUCCUUUGAGGGCUUUGGCCACUUCCGGGAGGAGUUCGCCGGGAAGGAUUCUGAGAUGAGUGGAGACUUUCUGAUCAUAUUCUUCCGAGGUUUAGUGAAAUCGCGGCGUGACUUGGGGCUUCUGGAAGUGCCCACCUCUUCGACAGCACUCGGGGAGAUAUCAAUCUGUCCGGUCUGGCAUACUAUGCUUAUGGAUGGCGCUUACAUAACUUACGAAAUUUAA